AUGAUACGUAAGAAAUUUAAAUACAUCCAUUUGAGAAGUCAACCGUCGUCGUCGUCGUCUUCGUUUCGUGCCGGCGCAUGUGAUAAUUGCAAGUACGAUUACUAUUAUCGAUACUUUAAGUCAUUUCAAUGAUCUGAACGCCAAAUGAGACCUCAAAGUGGAAUAUCUAAUACUAUGAACCGUUCGUCGCUGACUGCGGUCUGCCUGUGGCUGUGCAUCGAAUGGUGCUGCGGCUCUCCUGCGGCGGGCCUGCUUCCACCUCACCGGCGGCCGGCCUUAGUCGACCCGCACCCAAUAGUGGCCACGCUGCAUCCCGGCAGAAGUCGCGGGUUCACUGCGCAGCAGCAAAAGAAGUCGUCGGCAGCGAGGACCACGGUGUCGGUGGCUCCAGAGGACAGUGGACAGCCAGCGGAUCAAGACACAGCGGAUACUGUCGGCUUCAAUUUCGGCCUGGGCUUCGGGCUGGACACGCCGCUCAUUGAUUCGCUGCUUGAAAGGCUGCUGAGGCGUAAACAGCUCCUGAUGGCAGCGGCCGCGGCCGCUUAUCCGGGCGCUGGAGGUUGGGGCGUAGCCGCCGGCGGCGGUGGAGGUUACUUUCCAGGACCAGCGGUCGUAUUCCCGUAUGCCGGCGGCGGUGGUGGUGUGGGUGGAGGUGGAGGAAACGGCAUUCUCCCGUGGAACAGGCCCGCCGCAUACCCGUUCCCGUUCGUGCCGUCCCUAAACCCGUUCAGUGGAGGAGGCGGCGGUGGUGGAGUUGGAGGUGGAGGUUGGGGUGGUUUUGGCGGUAAUGGCUUAGGCGGCGGUGGUUGGGGCGGUGGUUGGGGUGGUUAUAACCCGCUGUUCGAUUUCGACGAUUUCGGGUGGAAGAACAACAACGCACAACAAUAAUCGCUCCCAAAUAUUAUAUACAUUUAACUAUUGUAAUUAUAUAAACUAAUUUAUAAAAGCUGAUCUGUUUAAUAUUAAGAAAAUAUAAUAUUAAUAAAUAGUCAUAAGAAUGGAAUUUCUGCAUCUCGGAUAGACCUAGUAGAUAACUCAAUAGGUAGGUAAUCAGAAUUUUUUUUUUUAUAACAAUAUUUAUAGAUAUAAUAUUUUUGCUAACUCACUGUUAAAUAUAAUAUGUAAUCACUUUGUACAUUAUAUUAUAGUUAACUAACAAUAUAUAAUUAUCAUAAAUAAUUUUAAAUUUGUUAAUUGUUAGUGUAAUUUAUAAACACUUAAAGGUGUGUCAUGACUGCGGUACUUUUCUAAAACUAAUUUGUAUAUAGGUAUCUCCAAUGAAAUCGGAUGUGCUAUAUUGAUAUCAAAAUAUAAUUCAAUAUAUAUCAAUGUACCUAUGAUAAAACUGCCAGUGUUAGGUACUAGAUAAUAAUUAAUAAUAAGCUCAGAAAGUCAAAACAUAUAUAUCAUACACUCCAUAUGUUAUGUAUAAUACUUAAAACGGCUUUGGUAAAAAUUACAUCACUAAACAUGACCGUUGGUUUACACCACUUCUAAUAAGUUUUGAAAAUAUUUAAUACCAAGUUAUUCUGUGUUGCCCUUAACUACCUACCCAUUUUACUACAGGUGCCUACCUAUUUCAGUUAUUAUACAUUUAUUACUAUACACGAAUUAUUGUAUAUAAUAAUUAUAUAAAUCGUUUAAUACUAUGUAGUUACGACUUAUAGGGACAAGACAUACACACAUAAUAAUAGUAUGCAACAAAGCGUGACAACAACAACAAUAAUAACAAUAACAAUCAUAAUAUAAUGUGUUAUGGCGGUACUUACAGAAGCGUUGGCGGUGUAAUAAUUUAUAACGAUUAUCGAAUUACGCGUUUCAUCGUAUGACUGCACGAGCCUCAUCGUACAGAUAAUUCAUCUUCGUCUAAAACAAUUAAAAUCACAUUACAUUAUAUGUUCUAAUAGUAUACAAAACAAUAUAAAUAUGUAGUAAACACGAAUAUAACUACGAGAGUGGUCGUUAUGUAUACAAUCUAAGUUUUUUUGAAAAUUGUAUUGUAUGCAAAUUAUAUCGGUUCAAGAUUACGGCUAAUUGAGUUCAUACAGUUUAUAGGGUUGUUUCAUCUUUGAAUAAUUUUAAUAUCUUCCGAUAUUUAGAUUAUUUAAUGAUUAUUUUUGUUUUUAAAUGUACUGAAGAAUUGAAUUGAUCAAAUGCAACAAGAACUGCACGCCAUAUUAUUUGCAUUAUUUUAAGCAUUUAUAUUUUGGGUAAUUUUUA
Messenger RNA from Myzus persicae (green peach aphid), 2220 nucleotides. Its product is annotated as glycine-rich RNA-binding protein 2-like. The record is from RefSeq and is a predicted model, not a curated record. The transcript has 2 exons. The coding region runs from base 145 to 888 and encodes 247 amino acids. NCBI's taxonomy places the organism in Eukaryota, Metazoa, Arthropoda, Insecta, Hemiptera, Aphididae.